UUUGUCGAGUUAACACGUGGUUUGGGUCGCGGGUCGAUCUGAUCUUCACUCCCGGAAGGAUAUUUAACACCUCGGUCUCGCGCGGAGAACACCGCGGUUGUGAGCUGUAACAGUCGGAGCAUCACUUCCGGCGUGCGGGGUUUGAGUGUGUGUGGAUAGUUUUACCUUCUUUUUUUUUACGUUUUGCCCGCCAAGAGUGGCGACAUUUGGGUGACCAAAAGUGCACUGUGAAAAAAUCUCCUGCAAUUUUCGCAUGGCACAUUAUGCAAAUUUACAUCACAACGGGGAUUGCUGAAGAAGCACACCUGUAAAUGGGAAAUUUUACGUGUUAAUUCGAAUCAAUAAGUGUAAAUAAAGUGCUGCCAAGUUAAUCCACGGAAAAGCUACACAACAGUUGGUGUGAAAUAACAAAGUUCGUUCUUCUAGUGCUGUGUCAUCAAGUGAAUUGCACCAUGAAAUGCCAUUAAAUCGGAUUACUACUGCUGCAGCACCAUCAAACCCCUGAAAGGAUCUCGUUCACUCUGGCAAAGGGAAAUUUACGGUGGAUUUCAUUGGAAGAAGGAAAAUUACGUAGUCGGGGUAGAUACCGACAACCGAAUCGAAUGCUCUACUCGAACUGCGUUGUUUGGACACCGUUUGAAGUGGUCUCCACUACCGAUGACAUCCCGAUCAUUGCUGCUGCUGUCGUUUGAAGUGUUUCGCUGCUGGUGCACUCGAUAGCCAAUUGCUGGAAAGCGCUUGUUUGUUUGGUUGUUGUGAUUCGGUACGAUUGUGUAGGAUUACUCGUGCAAUGAUCAGACAGCAUUCGUAGCACCCUUUUUGGAUUUGAUCACCGAUCCCGAGCCUACAAAGAUGAACACCAGCACGGACAACAGUACCAGUACCACCUUCGGAAUCUGGGCCUCCAAUUAGCAACUGCUAAGAACGGAGGGGGGCCGACAUGGCAAUUGACCACAAUCCGAUGGACUGGUGCACGAGUGACCACUGGUCCACGUUUCGCUUUCUGCUGUCCUGUGCCAACUACAACAACACCUGGACGUCGUACUGGGGUCCGGACAUCAUCUGCGGCUACGGUGUCACAGAACUGAUGCCAGCAGCAGCAGCCACCAGGACAUCAGCCGGACCGUCAAAUGUUCCUGCCAAGAGUGGCACCGCGGUCAGAGCUAUUGUGCAGUGUUAUCAGAACUUGAAGUGUGUCCUGAAAUCCGUCAGCCCCAGCAGCAACAGCAGCAGUAGUGGGACUGGAAACCCCAACAUCCGAUGGACGGACGCUUUGUACGAGUGCAGCUCCUGGAAGGUGAUAACCAACGCCGGUGACGGCUUGGUAAAGGACUGCUUCGCCAGCUUCAACAGCACCGUGCUGGCACGGAACAUCUUCCGGCCGGUUUCGGAACUGCUGCUCAAACUGCCCAAGCUUACGCUAGAGCUGAUGGCCGCUGGGGGCAGUUCGGCGGCGAUGGUCACCUCUUCUGCCGCGGGUAACGGUUCCGAGCUGCCGUGUGGCAUCCGGAGUGCCGGCUCUUCCCGGAUCAACCUGCACCAGCAGCAGCAGCAGCGGUACCAGCUGAUCUGCAACAACAGUGCCGGACGGUUCACCUUCUACGAGAACGAUUCGUUCGAUCUGGUCAACUCUACGGCGGCUCUGCUCGAACCCGUCCAGUGUUUGCUGAACGUCGAGUACGACGGCCUGGUGGAACAGGUGGCCAGCAUGGUCAUCUUUAACGGGUCCAUGCCGGGACCGCUGAUGGCCACUGCGGUGGCGCCCAAGUACCAGUGGAGCUUCCUGUUUGUGAUACUGUUCAUCUUUGCCGGCGGACUCGGCAACAUCCUGGUGUGUCUGGCCGUCGCCCUGGACCGGAAGUUGCAGAACGUCACCAACUACUUCCUGCUGUCGCUGGCCAUUGCCGACCUGCUGGUGAGCUUGUUCGUGAUGCCGCUCGGGGCGAUUCCGGGUUUUCUAGGUUACUGGCCGUUUGGGUUCACCUGGUGUAACAUCUACGUGACGUGUGACGUGCUGGCCUGUUCCGCCAGCAUCCUGCACAUGUGCUUCAUCAGCCUGGGCCGGUACCUGGGCAUCCGGAAUCCGCUCGGGAGCAGGCACCACGCCACCAAACGGCUGACCGGCAUCAAAAUCGUUCUCGUGUGGCUGCUCGCGAUGCUGGUGUCCAGCUCGAUUACCGUUCUGGGUAUUGUCAACCGCAGCAACAUCAUGCCGGGCCCGCAGGAGUGCGUCAUCAACAACCGGGCCUUCUUCGUGUUCGGUUCGCUGGUGGCCUUCUACAUCCCGAUGGUGAUGAUGGUGGUCACGUACGCCCUCACGGUGCAGCUCCUGCGCAAGAAGGCCCGCUUCCUGCAGGAACAUCCGGAGGGCGAACUGUUCCGAAGGUUGGGCGGCAGACUUUCCGUCUCAAAGCAUCCGCCACCGCCGGGUGGCACCGGUGGGUCCUCCCAAACGGACCCGUUCUGUUGCAACCAGCGAGAGACGACGGUCGGCGGCGGUGGGACCGGUCCCUGGCGAUUGCACGGGACCAACCUCGGUUCCAUCUCGGCGUCGACGCAGUCCGGUUCCGGCUACAGCAACGGUGGCACCGGAGAUCACCUGGGCGGACCCACGCGGAUAGCGGGUCAACUGGCGAGGCACCACCACCACCACUUGCACCAUCACCACGCGCAACCACCGCCACGACGGCGUGGAACCUGCGACCAGAGCACCCAAACGCCGGCCAGCAUCGAGCGGGAGACGCGCCAACGGCAACGGUUCUGCUCGUUCCGGCUGCCGCUGAAUCCACCGCGCGUGCCAACGCCAAACAUUCACUUUAAUUUGAAAUUUCUCGCUAGUAAAAAGCGCCGCAACAACCUGUCGGCGAAUGCCGUGGCCACCGAACAGAAAGCCACCAAGGUCCUGGGGCUGGUGUUCUUCACGUUCGUCUUCUGCUGGGCGCCGUUCUUCGUGCUGAACAUCCUGUUCGCGGCCUGGCCCGACAUCUACGUCCCGGACCAGAUCGUCAGCGUCUGUCUGUGGCUGGGCUACGUCUCGUCCACCAUCAACCCGAUCAUCUACACCAUCUUCAACCGGACGUUCCGGGCAGCGUUCAUCCGGCUGCUGCGGUGCCGUUGCGAAAAGUCGGGUCGUCCCGCCCGGUUCCGCUCCGUAACGGACAGCCGGGGAACCAUCAGUGUGUGCAACCCGUCUGCGCUGCCGUUGGCCAUCUCGCUGCAGGGUGCCGCCCCGCUGCUGACGCCCACCAGCACCCAGGUGACGCCCCUGAGUGACUUUCGUGGAAGCUACGAAAUCACCGACGACGACUGUUAGACUGCUGGCCGUACAAAUGGUACCUGUUUUUUUUUAAGUCAACGCAGUUAAUUAACCCCAAGCAAGACUGGGAUGGGACAUGGAGCAAUGGAACAAGUUAACUUGCAAAACUUUACACAACUCACCAAGGAUCGUCACGAUUCGACGGAACACGAGCCGUACUUAGCUGUUACCAAGAUUAGAGAUUAAGGAAAUUUAGGUACACUUUUACUCGAUGGCAAACCCCUGUUCACUAGUCAAUGCUAAUGAAUGUUUGAAGAAUCAAAAGAAAAACUGAAGCAAUGUAAACCAAAAGUAUUACGUUCAAAGCAAACUGAGCACAAAACGUCUUAAGCGGUAAAUGUUUAAAAUAAAUGUUAUAAGAAA
Culex quinquefasciatus (southern house mosquito) is the source of this 3679-nucleotide messenger RNA. It is a transcript of the gene 5-HT2A, whose product is annotated as D(2) dopamine receptor. Bases 941 to 3313 code for a protein of 790 amino acids. The record is from RefSeq and is a predicted model, not a curated record. Gene Ontology annotation, molecular function: neurotransmitter receptor activity; G protein-coupled serotonin receptor activity; serotonin binding. Gene Ontology annotation, cellular component: membrane; dendrite. Gene Ontology annotation, biological process: chemical synaptic transmission; serotonin receptor signaling pathway; G protein-coupled receptor signaling pathway, coupled to cyclic nucleotide second messenger. The transcript has 7 exons. NCBI's taxonomy places the organism in Eukaryota, Metazoa, Arthropoda, Insecta, Diptera, Culicidae.